This is a messenger RNA of Porites evermanni, 1104 nucleotides long. NCBI's taxonomy places the organism in Eukaryota, Metazoa, Cnidaria, Anthozoa, Scleractinia, Poritidae. The record is from the annotation of a GenBank genome assembly.
AUGGCGGCCCUCUUCAAACACGUUUUGGGAGCGGGGAUGACAUCUUCGUCGUUGUGUAGGAGUCCAGCGUUCUGCUUUUCUACAAAGUCGCACUUGGUAACGAAGUAUAACCUUGCAUUUCAAAAGAAAAACUACAAAUAUGUUCUUGAUGAGAAAUUAGCGUUCAGAAUUGCUCAAAGUCUUGGAAGGUUAGAAGAUGAUGUUAUCAUAGAGACCAAUCCUGGCCCAGGGGUUCUUACGAAAGCGCUCUUUGAAGUCGGGGCGACUCAUGUUAUUGGACUUGAACCAGAAAGAAAAUUCCAUCCGGCUUUGUGGGAUAUCCAAGCGGAAAAUACCGCUAAGAAAAGGUUUGAUCUGCUUCAUGGAGAUUUCAGUAAAAUUGACCCUCAUGAAGGAUCUGAUAGAGCAGGGGCUUUUUGUUCUCCCCCGGCUAUUUCUUCGGAAGAUGUUUUGAGCACUGUGGAGUCUAAACCUUGGACAUCCGAUCAGUUGGCUGCAAGAUUUGUGGGUAUUGAAUCAGCGACAAACCCCACAGUUCUUCCUAGAGUUUUGAUUGGACAGUUGAGUAAAAUGGUGGCAGGGAAGGGGAUCUUCCAGAAGGGAAGGUGUGAGCUUGCAUUUUUCUAUGCUGAAGAUAGAGCACAAAAACUCACUGCUGAGUAUGGUAGCAAAUAUUUUAACAGAAUUUCCAUCAUGGUGUCUCUGUUUUGUGAUGUUAAAGUUUUACUGUGUGAACCUUGUUCAAAUUUUUAUCCAGUACGUGGAAAAGAAAGAAACAGAUUUCUUAAUUUAAUGAGCCUUGUACCUAAGAAGAUUCCCGCUGUUGAUAUUUCCAGUGACAAUUUACAUUACCUGAACUAUUUUAUACGACUUUUGUUGGUCAAACCACAGCGCAGAGUUAUUGAGGCUAUUGAAAGUAUCAGCCCUGGAAGUCAUGUGUUAUUAGAUGAGUUACAGUGGCCCUAUGAUACAACUGCAAGAGACUUACAUCCUGAAGAUAUUGGCAAACUGGCAAGUGCUUUCUUUAAGUGGGAAGGAAAGUCACUUAAUUUCUACUAUGAUUCAGGAUGCAAUGAUCAGUUAGAAGGUUUAAAAUUUAUUUAA